This is a messenger RNA of Lingula anatina, 623 nucleotides long. Its product is annotated as histone H2A. Gene Ontology annotation, molecular function: DNA binding; structural constituent of chromatin; protein heterodimerization activity. The record is from RefSeq and is a predicted model, not a curated record. NCBI's taxonomy places the organism in Eukaryota, Metazoa, Brachiopoda, Lingulata, Lingulida, Lingulidae. Gene Ontology annotation, cellular component: nucleosome.
ACACCCACGUGGGCAUAGUCAUCUCGGAGGGAAAUUUGACAACAUGAGUGGGAGAGGGAAAGGUGCUCCCAGUAAGAAAGGGGCGAAACAAACCCGAUCUGCGAGGGCCGGUCUACAGUUCCCCGUUGGCAGAAUACAGAGGUUUCUGCGUAAAGGUCACUACGCUGAGCGUGUUGGCUCGGGUGCCCCUGUCUACUUGGCUGCUGUCCUCGAAUAUUUGGUGGCCGAGAUUCUGGAGUUGGCAGGGAAUGCGGCCAGGGACAACAAGAAGUCUCGUAUAGUACCUAGACACGUGCAACUGGCCGUAAGAAAUGAUGACGAAUUGAACAAACUUUUGUCCGGAGUAACCAUCUCACAGGGCGGAGUGCUGCCUAAUAUUCAACAAGCCCUGUUACCAAAGAAAUCCAGCAAAGGAAAGGGAGGACCCGGAAGCCAGAGUCAAGAAUACUGAACAGAACUGCACAACUUUAAUCCACUCUCAGGGAUGAGACAUUACAGAAAAAAGGACACGAAUUAGUUAUUCAUGUACGGAUUUAUUCAAUUCAGGUUUUUUUGAUUGAUCAUCUUUCUAGUGCGUAUUUUGUAUUUCGUUUCAACAAUUUAGAAUAUAUUUUGUAAAAAGA